This is a messenger RNA of Lontra canadensis (Northern American river otter), 2514 nucleotides long. RefSeq names its product protein O-mannosyltransferase 1 (gene POMT1). Gene Ontology annotation, biological process: protein O-linked glycosylation. The transcript is spliced from 20 exons. The record is from RefSeq and is a predicted model, not a curated record. Gene Ontology annotation, molecular function: mannosyltransferase activity. The coding region runs from base 75 to 2489 and encodes 804 amino acids. NCBI's taxonomy places the organism in Eukaryota, Metazoa, Chordata, Mammalia, Carnivora, Mustelidae. Gene Ontology annotation, cellular component: membrane.
GCAGGUGCGCCCCGGGAGAGAGGGGGGCGCCCGGCAGGUGCAGGCUUGGGAGAGGAGGGAGUGCUCCGGGGCGAAUGAAACCUGCGGGAAGGUGCAGCCCGAGAGAGAAAGGGAAUGCCUGGAAGAGGAGUGGGGGCCUCCCAGGGCCCUUGAGGUCUCUGCAGAGGCGGGGACCGCCACAGGCCAGAUGCAGCUUUGUUUGGUGCGAGAAGGGGCGCCCAGCGAAGACAAGUGGCGCUCAAGGGAAGAUGACGCCUCAGGGAGGAAACGGGGGCUUCUGGGGCAUCCUCCAGGACCUGCUUCUCUACACAAUGUUGGGAUUUUUGGAGCGCCCUGUGGUGGUGACGGCUGACAUCAAUUUGAACGUUGUGGCUCUGACUGCAGUGGGGUUACUGAGCCGCCUGUGGCAGCUCGCCUAUCCAAGGGCUGUGGUCUUUGAUGAAGUGUAUUACGGGCAGUACAUCUCCUUCUACAUGAAGCGGAUCUUCUUUCUCGACGGCAGUGGACCACCAUUUGGCCACAUGCUGCUGGCCUUAGGAGGUUAUUUAGGAGGAUUUGAUGGUAACUUUCUGUGGAACAGGAUCGGAGCAGAAUACAGCAGCAACGUGCCCGUGUGGUCUUUGCGCCUGCUGCCGGCCCUCACCGGGGCUCUGUUGGUGCCCAUGGCCUACCAGAUCCUGCUGGAGCUUGGCUUUUCUCAUUGCGCCGCCACGGGGGCCGCUCUGCUGAUACUUAUCGAGAACGCUCUCAUCACUCAGGCAAGGCUCAUGCUUUUGGAGUCAGUGUUGAUAUUUUUCAACCUGUUGGCUGUGCUGUCCUACCUGAAGUUUGCCAACUCCCAAAAACAGAGGCCCUUCUCCCUGCGCUGGUGGUUUUGGCUGACGCUCACCGGAAUGGCCUGUUCCUGUGCAGUGGGCGUCAAAUAUGUGGGUGUCUUCACGUACCUGCUAGUGCUCGCAGUGGCCGGCGUCCAUGCCUGGCACCUGAUCGGAGACCGGACUCUGUCACAUGUCCGUGUGCUCUGUCACCUGCUUGCCCGAGUGGCAGCGCUGCUGGUCAUCCCGGCCCUCAUGUACUUGUUGUUCUUCUACGUCCACUUGACUCUGGUCUACCGUUCCGGGCCCCACGACCAGAUCAUGUCCAGUGCUUUCCAGGCCAGCCUGGAGGGCGGCCUAGCUCGGAUCACGCAGGGCCAGCCCCUGGAGGUGGCCUACGGCUCCCAGGUCACUCUGAAGAACGUCUUCGGCAAACCCGUGCCCUGCUGGCUCCACUCCCACCAGAGCACCUACCCCAUGAUAUACGAGAACGGCCGAGGCAGCUCACACCAGCAGCAGGUGACCUGUUACCCGUUCAAAGACGUCAACAACUGGUGGAUCGUGAAGGAUCCCGGGAGGCAUCCGCUGGUGGUGAGCAGCCCGCCGCGGCCCGUGCGGCACGGGGACGUAGUACAGCUGGUCCAUGGCAUGACCACCCGCUUCCUCAACACGCACGACGUGGCAGCGCCCCUGAGCCCCCACUCGCAGGAGGUCUCCUGCUACGUGGACUACAACAUCUCCAUGCCCUCCCAGAACCUCUGGCGACUGGACAUCGUGAACCGAGAAUCCGACACGGAGGUUUGGAAGACCAUCUUGUCCGAGGUCCGCCUGGUGCACGUGAACACCUCUGCGGUCCUGAAGCUGAGCGGGGCCCACCUCCCAGACUGGGGGUUCCGGCAGCUGGAGGUCGUCGGGGAGAAGCUGUCCCGCGGCUACCACGAGAGCAUGGUGUGGAACGUGGAGGAGCACCGAUACGGCAAAAGCCAGGAGCAGAAGGAGAGGGAGCUGGAGCUGCACUCGCCCGCCCAGAUGGACGUCAGCAGGAACCUGAGCUUCAUGGCCAGGUUCCUGGAGCUGCAGUGGAGGAUGCUGAUGGUGAAGAACGACGACUCAGAGCACAAGUACAGCUCCUCGCCGCUGGACUGGGUCACCCUGGACACCAGCAUCGCGUACUGGCUGCACCCCAGGACCAGUGCCCAGAUCCACCUGCUUGGGAACGUCGUGAUCUGGGCCUCGGCCGGCCUUGCCACAGCGGUCUACGUGCUGCUCUUCCUCUGGUACCUGCUUAGACGCCGAAGGUGCAUCUGGGACCUGUCCGAGGAUUGCUGGCUGCGCUGGGUGCUGGCCGGGGCUCUGUGUGCGGGCGGCUGGGCGGUGAACUACCUCCCCUUCUUCCUGAUGGAGAAGACGCUCUUCCUCUACCACUACCUCCCCGCGCUCACCUUCCAGAUCCUCCUGCUCCCUGUGGUCCUGCAGCACGUUGCCGACCACCUGUGCAGGUCCCCUCUCCUGAGGAGCGUCUUCGGCAGCCUGGUGGUGGCGUGGUACUCCUGCGCCUGUCACGUGUUCAACACGCUGCGCCCACUCACCUACGGGGACAGGUCCCUCUCGCCCGGCGAACUCAAGGCCCUUCGCUGGAAAGACAGCUGGGACAUUCUGAUCCGAAAAUACUAGCAGGAUGCGUGGGCAGUGAACAUCU